Messenger RNA from Colletotrichum fioriniae, 1719 nucleotides. The record is from RefSeq and is a predicted model, not a curated record. NCBI's taxonomy places the organism in Eukaryota, Fungi, Ascomycota, Sordariomycetes, Glomerellales, Glomerellaceae.
AUGGCGCCGUACAACGAGGACGUGGAACUCAGUGCGAUCAAGAUCAAGGAAGACUCCCUCACCCUCGGGAGCAGCUACAGCAUGCGGCGGGAACCCAUCUACGACCCGAGCCCCGCGCCGGGCGUCCUGAGCCGCGUGCUCGAGAGCUUCAGGCGCGCGCCCACGCAGAUGUCCAACGGCAGCAUCCACAGGCCAAAGAGCAACUCGUCCCUGGACCUCGAGCCCGGCCACGAGAGGGUGCUGAAUGGCGUGCACUACUACGAUAUCCGCCUCGCCAACCUACAAACCUCACACUCCCUCCUCUCGAGAAAGCUCAAAGGCCGGCAUUUGCAGAUGAUUGCCAUUGGCGGUUCCAUCGGCACGGGACUGUUCGUGGCUUCUGGACAGGCGCUCGAGGUGGGCGGGCCGGCAUCGUUACUGAUUGCCUUCUCGCUCGUGGGCGCAAUCUAUGCACUGCAAUGGCUUAUUGUACUACCUCUCGAAAUCAUUGCGGCUGCAAUUACAAUAACGUACUGGGAUGAGGGCAUAACCAAGGCUUACUUUGUCACCAUCUUCCUUAUCGGCAUCGUCGCUAUCAACCUCUUUGGUAUUAAAGGGUAUGGUGAGGCCGAAUUCAUAUUCUCAAUCAUCAAGAUCAUCGCGGUGAUUGGCUUCAUCUUACUAGGGAUCGUCCUCAACUGCGGCGGGACUCCAGACUCGGGCUAUAUUGGCGGUCGCUUCUGGCAAACACCGGGGGCAUUCCACAAUGGCUUCAAAGGCCUCUGUAGCGUCUUUGUCACCGCUGCCUUUGCUUUCGCCGGUACUGAGCUGGUCGGUCUGGCAGCGGCCGAAGCGGCGAACCCUCGCAAAUCCCUCCCAACCGCCAUCAAGCAGGUGUUUUGGCGCAUCACCCUGUUUUACGUCGUGGCCCUUACUCUGAUUGGGCUUCUUGUGCCCUACGAUGAAGCCCGUCUCCUCGGUGCUUCCUCCUCCGCCGAUGCGACCGCGUCCCCCUUUGUCAUUGCCAUCGAGAACGCCCAGAUCGAUAUCCUGCCCUCCGUCAUGAACGCCGUCAUCCUCAUCGCCGUCCUUUCCGUCGGCAACUCCGCCGUCUUUGGUUCCUCUCGAACCCUAGCCGCUCUGGCGGACCAGCACCAGGCCCCGCGUUUCCUCUCGUAUGUCGACCGUAAAGGUCGCCCUCUGACGGCCAUCGGCGUCGCAUCUGCCGUCGGCCUCCUCGCCUACCUCGCCGACCUGAAACAGCAGGACCAGGUCCUCGACUGGCUCCUCGCCAUCUCGGGCUUGUCGUCUAUCUUCACCUGGGCUUCCAUCUGCCUCUGCCACAUCCGCUUCCGCCACGCCUGGGCCCGUAAAGGCCACGGCCUGCACGAGCUCGCCUUCCGAUCCCAGGUCGGCGUCAUCGGCUCGUGGUGCGGCCUCGUCAUGAACGUCCUCGUCCUCAUCGCCCAAUUCUGGGUCGGUGCCUUCCCCGUCGGCUGGGAGACGUGGGACGCCGAGUCCGUCGCGAAGAACUUUUUCUUACGAUAUGCCGCUUUCCCCAUCGUGGCCAUCAUGUACGUUGCGCACAAGUUUUACUUCCGGACCGUCUUUAUCCGUAUCGAGGACAUGGACGUCACCACGGGUCGAAGAGACUUUAACCUCGGCAUCCUGGUUGCCCAGGAGCAGGAAGAGAGGCGGUCAUGGCCUAGGUGGAAGCGCGUGUACAAGUUUUUGUGUUGA